Molecule: messenger RNA, 834 nt
Organism: Phialemonium atrogriseum
Lineage: Eukaryota; Fungi; Ascomycota; Sordariomycetes; Cephalothecales; Cephalothecaceae
Exons: 5
Coding region: 121-834 (237 amino acids)
Source: RefSeq, a predicted model, not a curated record
CCUCAACAUCAAGCACUUUUCGACAAGUCGUAUACACUCGUUACUUUGCUUAUAUAAACCGGGUCACUCGUUGAUAUCAGCAAACAUAAUCCGUUGACUUGUUCGACUCUUACCGCUACCAUGAAGACCUCCUCGUCCCUCCAGCUCGCCGCUGCCGGCCUGCUCAGCCUGGCCUCGGUGGCCCUGGGUGUCCCGUACUGCGCAAUCACAUGUUUCCAGGACGUCAUCACCGACCACCCUCCCCUGUCCUGCACGGAGGCCAACAUGUAUCUCUGCUUCUGCAAGGCCGAAGAUCUCCAGGGCUACUUCCUCGACUGUGUCUACUCCGAGUGUGGCGCUGAUGCCGACGAGGCUGUCGACUUCGGCGUAGACCUCUGUCAGGAGCUCGGUGUGCCCAUCACCGUUCCUCCCCGCCCCACCCCCUCGGCUCCUUCCACGGAUGCCCCGUCGACCCCCAGCGCCACCAACAACCCCCCGGCCAGCGAGCCGACCAGCAAGUCGACCGGCGCCCCCAAGCCCCCGACCUCCAGCAGCAAGCCCUCCGGCGGCGACUCGACCAACUCCCCGCCGGCUGAGCCCACCGCCAGCGGCGAGCCCACCGACACCUCCGUCCCCGAGCCCACCGCCGGCGAGUCCGGUCCGUCGGGCUACCCGACUGCCAGCGCGUCUUCCGGCGGGUAUGCGAACUCGACCUCCACCGACAGCGGUUCCGCCUCCGGUUCCGCCUCGGCCAGCCCCACUGUCGUGACCGUCAACAUGGGUUCCGCCAAGGACGCCAGCGCCGGUCUCCUGGCUGCUGCUGGUAUUGCCAUGGUGGCCUUCCAGCUCCUCUAA